CCAUGUUCCUUUUGGACGCGGAAGACGUGAUCUGGCUGUGGCAGGGCUGGCUGCCGUCAGUGGACGAGUCCGGCUCCGGCUCCGGUUCCGGUUCGGACGCGGACGACGCGGAUGUUGCCUUGGGCGGCGGAAGCGGAAGUAGCGGAAGCAGAAGUGGCGUGCGGUGGCAGGCGGAGCGACGCGCCGCCAUGGCUACUGCGCUCGCCUUGUGGCGCGCCAAAAAGGGGGCGUCGGAGUCGAAGGGGGCGGAGUCAGGUGUGCUGCUUGCCUAUGCCGGUCUGGAGCCUCUACAGUUCACUAACCUCUUCCCCGAUUGGACCGAUCGCGAUGAUAUUGCCGAGAUCAAUAUUGCCGACGGAAGGAAGCCAGGAGAGUGGUUGUCAGUAGAGGCAGAGCUGGCUCGCCUAACAAGGUCGACCUACCCUCUGGCUCAGCUGCUGCAGCGACCUCUGCCCGAGGGUGUUGACCCCACCCGACUUGAGAACUACCUCUCGCCCAACGAUUUCCAG
Nilaparvata lugens (brown planthopper) is the source of this 509-nucleotide messenger RNA. RefSeq names its product supervillin-like. Gene Ontology annotation, molecular function: actin filament binding; phosphatidylinositol-4,5-bisphosphate binding. The transcript is spliced from 2 exons. Gene Ontology annotation, biological process: barbed-end actin filament capping; cytoskeleton organization; actin filament severing. The record is from RefSeq and is a predicted model, not a curated record. Gene Ontology annotation, cellular component: cytoplasm; actin cytoskeleton. Lineage: Eukaryota; Metazoa; Arthropoda; Insecta; Hemiptera; Delphacidae. The annotation marks the transcript as partial.